UUGUAGAAAAUAAAGCCAAGUAGUUGCAGUGUAGCCAUGAGCGAAACAAUUUCUUCAGCGGAAGCGGUGGCCGGAAGUCAGGACAUCUUGAUCCAAAUCUUCCUCCGGCUUCCGGCAAAAUCCCUCCUCAAAUUCAGAUGUGUCUGCAAGGACUGGCUCUCUCUAAUCUCUCUCAUCCCCACCCGCCAAUUCGCCCUCACCCACACCCUCCUCAACCCUCAAACGCCGGUCGCCCUCUUGCUUGACGACUACAUCCUCCCUCUAAACCCCCAACGAGACGACCCUUUACCUAUCUUCGAAGCCCCUUUUGCUGAUUUACUCGAUGUCCCUUGGUUUAAGGCUGCCCAAUCCUGCAACGGCUUGCUCCUCGUCUCCCCUGAUUUCAACGUCGAGACCUCCGGUACAGAUACGGAGUUAGGGAUCGGUGAUUUCAUAUGCAAUCCCACCACCAAAGAGUGUAAAAAGAUCCCUCCUCGUCCCAAACAAAUCGAACAUUAUCCCGUUGAAGGUUACGCUUUGGCUUUCGAUCCAGUAAAAUCCCUUCACUAUAAGGUCAUCUGUGUUCGUUGUGUCGGAAUUGAUCGCCAUCGCCACUACCUUGAAAAAGAGAUUGAUAUAUAUUCGUCGGAGACUGAUUCUUGGAGAAUUUGUAAUAUCGCGUUCAUUGAUGAAAACAAUAUGGAAUAUCGCCAACCAGUCUUCUGCAAUGGAACAAUUUAUUGGUAUGCACUGUCUUCCGAAGCCCUUUACUUUGACGUUGAAGAAGAGAGUCUGAAGUCAUACCCUAUGCCUUCGUAUUUUGAGAACGUCUCCAGACUAUCUGAUCUUAACUCAAUGAUUAAGUAUUUCAAUGAGUCUAGGGGUCAUCUGCAUCUUAUUACGCAAAAAGAAUUGAAAUUUUUGGUUUUUGAGUUGGCUGCGGACCACUCUGAAUGGUCAGUGAAGUAUAACUUCAGGCUUGAAGCUGCGGGUGCAAUGUUUCCUGAGGUGAUCGACAGUUUGGAGAAGCAUUUAGUGAAUGUGUUGACUGUAAUCCGGGAGGAAAAGGAAGAAGAUUCAGUGGUUGUGUUUUCUGUUGGUCAUGUAAUAUUUUCCUACAAUUUGGAGACCAAGGCAUUUAAGAAGCUUUCUGAUUGUGAUUGUGGGUCAGACUUUUUGAGGGAUUGUCUUCUACCAUGGGAUUAUGCCUGUCAAUACUUUGCAAGCUUCGCUUGUGUUUGAGAUUAAGACUUCUCCAGGUUUUGAGUUUAAUGAAGGAGAAGAGUGAAGAAGGAACCAAGCAGGUUGAAUUUGGCAACAUCUAUAUGUUGUUCUGUGCAGCUAUAUAUUUCUUCCCUAUUUUGUUAACCUUUUAGCUGUCUUUUAGAAAAUUUUCGAAGUUUCAGCAAAUAUUUGUUGCUGUUAAAUUAAUAAAUCUUGCUAUGUGAU
Rubroshorea leprosula is the source of this 1428-nucleotide messenger RNA. Lineage: Eukaryota; Viridiplantae; Streptophyta; Magnoliopsida; Malvales; Dipterocarpaceae. The record is from the annotation of a GenBank genome assembly.